Molecule: messenger RNA, 2815 nt
Organism: Ixodes scapularis (black-legged tick)
Lineage: Eukaryota; Metazoa; Arthropoda; Arachnida; Ixodida; Ixodidae
Product: PX domain-containing protein kinase-like protein
Exons: 15
Coding region: 143-1870 (575 amino acids)
Biological process (GO): endosome to lysosome transport; early endosome to late endosome transport; protein targeting to lysosome
Cellular component (GO): early endosome; extrinsic component of endosome membrane; late endosome
Molecular function (GO): phosphatidylinositol binding; protein kinase activity; ATP binding
Source: RefSeq, a predicted model, not a curated record
CACUGCAGCCGCCACAGUUUUCUUGCUGUUCUGAUGGUUUUGCAUUUUAUUUGUGCCCGUCGUCUCGGUAACUCGUGCUGCUCUCGUAAUUUCCCUGUGGUUGAAGGCUGGGGUCAGGCCGCUACGAUGAGAGCUGCCCGCUAUGGCGAUGUUUGAAGAGAGACGGUCCAACAAAAUCGGCUUGGACGACACGCACCCCCUGUCCUGUGUGAUCGAAUCCUUUGAGAAUGUCCAAGGCCACACAUGCUACACGCUGCGCGUCCAGCGGGGCCUGUUGGCAGAGGCGGCGUGGACGGUGCAGAGGCGCUACAGCGACUUCGAUGCCCUGCACGGCCAGCUCCUCAUCUCGGGGCUGGAGCUGCCGCUGCCACCCAAGAAGCUCUUCAACAAGCUGAGCCGCGAGUUCAUUGCCGAGAGGCAGCAGAAGCUGCAGGAAUACCUGGACCAGGUGCUGGCAGUUCCCCUGCUUGCCCAAUGCCUGGCCGUCAAGCGUUUCCUUGAUCCCACUAACUACAACCAAAACUUUUGUGAGGCAGCCCUGCAGCAUGUGUCAAUGCUGUUCCGGUCUGAGGAUCACUGGGAGGUUGUGGAACCCCUGCCUGACAUGGGCUGGCGCGUCCGUAAGCAGUACUUCCUGGUGCGACGCAAGGACGAGCCUAAAGAGAAGCCCCGUUUGCUUUCCUGGGUCCCCCUAGGGCCAGACUUCUACCUGAAUGCCAAAGACCUGCAGUCUGCACUCAAGCUGCUUGCCUCUAUCCAGCACCCUCACGUCUGGCCCUUGUCCCUGGGCUGUGUGAACGAGAGCGGGGCCGCCAUGAUCCGGGACUUUUGCUCCGAAGGAUCGCUUCGGGAUGCCCUCUGUCAGGCCAGGCCCAGGGACAGUCACUUGCGGAAGUAUGGCACCCCGAAAGAAGUUCGUGCGCUGCCCCCUCCGGCGGUGGCCAAGCUGGGAAAGCAGGUGCUGCAGGUGCUCCUUGCGCUGCACCAGCACGGAUUCUGCCACGGACACCUACACCUCGGGAACGUUGUCCUGCGGGGCGACGGCUGUGCACUCUUGGAGCUGGAGAACCAGCUGCUGGGGCUGCCCAGCCGCCUGCGGCCCUUUCUGGUCAGCCUCAAGAAGAUUCGGACGGCAGAGGCUGUGGAUGUGUACAGCUUUGGUCACAUGGUGUAUGAAAUGGCGUUUGGUCGGCCGUGCGGCACGCCCACCUGCGACAACUUCCCGAAUUCCAGCUCCCCAGAAAUGAGAUCUGUAUUGGAAGCGCUGCUCUCGACCGAAGCCUGCAAGAAUGGCGUGCCUUCAAUAGCUGACCUCUUGAUGCAUCCGUUCUUUCAGAGUGCCCCCGUGACAAACAGUGGCUCUGCGAAACUGGGCCUGAAGGUUCCCGCCCUGCUCAAAGACGCCCUGAAGGCCGCCCGAUUGCAGACCGAACGCAGGCUUCAGGAAGACCAGAAGCAGGUGCGACACCAGGCGAAGGUGAGCAAGGCCCAGGCUCGCCUGGCACUGAACGAGGACCGGCGAAGGAAGGCCGCCCUCGAGUUGAGGAAGGCAGGUGCCGACAGGAACGACGUCUCCUACCCCAGGUCGCCGGCUCCACCGCCGGCACCGCCCGCAGGGUCCAAUGUGGCGUCCAAACCAGAGGUCCCUGCCGGUGCCGCCUCCCCUCCCCCACCACCACCACCCCCACCUCCUCCCCCACCUGCACCCCUGUCGCCGUCGUCACCACCGCCGCCGCCGCCGCCACCGGGACCACCAGUCGCUGCGGGUGGUACCACAGACCGCAGUGCGUUGCUCUCUUCUAUCACGGGAUUUAACAAGAGUGCCCUGAAGAAGGCAACCACCAAGGACUCCAGUGGGCCUAAACUCUGAAGGAUGAAUCACUGCAGAAAAUUCUGACUGAUGUAAUGCAUUCUGUGUUUAAACAGGACGCAGCGUUGCAUGCUGGGCAACAACAGAACAGUGAACGUUUGGUUCGUGAAUGAAAACUAAAUAUUAUUUGUUAUUGGACUGAACGAAAUAUGAUGCUCUAUUCAACGGAAAGUAAUGUUCUUUAUAUUAUUGGGUGAAAGGAACACAGUUUCUUAAGGUACAAAUGUCAUAAUUCUGUUGUGCUUGCGAAGAAGUGCUUCGAGGUUUGUGGACAGCGACCAACAAGAAAGAAACCCCGGUGUGAGCCACAAAACAUAGCUUUAGGACAGUUCUGACUGCAUAAACUUUGACAACAAAGCAAUCAUUUAAUAUUUUUUUUUCAUUGUUUUGACAUAGGGAUCAAAGUUGUAGGCUGCACGUGGAGUGACAGUGACUACAGCACACCAUUGCGGGUUGUGAAACCUUGUUACCCUCGUGAUGUGCAAGCAGCCAUGUUCCUCAGGUGAAAGAAAGCUAGUUUGCCGUAGACAUUGUUAAAGAACUUCAGGUCAUUUAGGAUUGUUUUUGUCCAUUCUUGUAGUUUUGAAUUAGUUUUUUUUUUUUUUAUAUAUUUUAGAAAUGGUUUAGCAGAGAGCUAACAUGUUCACAAUAGAAUAACGGGAGAGCGAUUUUCCACUCUUUGCUAUGCAGUUCUUUUCAACCUGUUAAGCUAAAAGCCCAAAGAAAUUGAAGAAAGUGAAACACUUUUUUUUUUGUGCUAUUGUCUUAUGCGUUGCCAAGCAGUGCUGGGCAGGGCCCACUGUUCUGUGCUUUAACAGGGAAUUACAGGCCCUUGAUGGAAGGAAUGAGCCGUGUGUAUAUACUGUUUGUAUUGGACUCGGAUGUCGUGAAAACAGUAUUUAUAUAAACUGCUGUUGUAAAGCUUUCCCUAAAAAGUGCUCCUUC